UUCAGAAAUGCAUGCAUAAAUGACACGCGGAGUGUGUUAUCGGUGAAAACGCGACGCGGCCCGAACGUACACAGUCAUUGACGUCAUCUCUCUCUCUCUCUCUCUCUUUUUCUCUCCUCUCCCCCUCUCUCUCUGUCCUGUCCCUCCCUCUCUGUCGCCCUACGAGCACUGCACACGCAUGCAUCCGUACGUGCAUUAGACGGUGCGUAGUUCGGAGCGUAUUUGUUUUUCCACGACGUACAGUGUGACUGCCGUAUGUGUGAUCGCCGAUCUAAACGCAAUUUCUCCGGAACACCGCCAUAAUUGUAACCCAGGAUCGUCGCGUACCAAUGCUUUAACUGGAUUAUGCACCAGCUGUCAUCAGAUAUCUUUGCUGACUUUCAGUUUGUAAAUGCUAAAACAUGCCGCCCAAGCAGAGGAAAAUAGCCAUUAUGGGCUACAGAUCCGUAGGUAAAUCCUCCCUUAGCAUACAAUUUGUGGAGGGACAAUUUGUGGACUCAUAUGAUCCUACAAUAGAAAAUACAUUCACGAAAAGUACACGAGUGAAUAGUCAAGACUAUGAGCUCAAGUUAGUAGACACCGCCGGUCAAGAUGAAUAUAGCAUAUUUCCCACUCAGUAUUCAAUGGACAUCCAUGGCUAUGUCCUGGUGUAUAGCAUAACCAGUGCAAAGAGUUUUGAAAUUGUACAAAUUAUUUAUGACAAACUUCUUGACAUCACUGGGAAGCUACAUGUCCCGAUCGUAUUAGUGGGCAACAAAACAGAUCUAUAUGUAGAUCGUAUGAUCACGACGGAUCAGGGAAAGCGCUUAGCAAAUUCCUGGAAUGCGGCGUUUCUUGAAACAAGUGCGAAGCAAAAUGAGUCUGUUGCAGAUAUUUUUCACACAUUACUGAUCGAGAUCGAGAAGGCUAACGGAAACGUACAAGAAAAGUCGAAUUGCAUUAUUAGUUAAGUCGGGUCAGUGUCAUUUAAACGGAAAUAUGUAAAUGUAUAGAACUGGGUAAACGCAUUGGCAUUAUUUCUGGCAUAUUUACAAUCGCACUGAAACAAAUACAACUACAAAUACAACUAUCGAAAGCGUAAAAAAAACAAACCGCGUGUAAAACGUCUUAUUACAUCUCAUUUCGUUAGAUAAGAUGUUAUAGAUAAUUGAAUUCCGGGUACACAUAACAACAGUAAUAUUUAUACAUCCAGCUCUUGCGACAUAUCAUUAUUAUUUUUAUGGAAUAAUUGAUACUUACGUUCCGAUUUUACAUUCUGUUUGUAUAAUUAAACCUUAAGUACUCGUACGGAUAGAGAGUCAUAUAGAUAUGUGUUAGCAAGAUCAAUCGUUUCUUCCCACUUAACAGGCUUAAUAUUGAAUCUUGAAAACUUGUUUAUAAAGUUCAUCUGAUGCGAGUACUUAAGAAUUAAAGUUACAUAUACAAUAGAUGGUUAUUUUUAUUUAUAUCCGAUUAUACUCGAGGUCUUUGUGCGAUUAGAUUUAGAAUUUAUCAUUAAGAUGCAACAAUCAUAAAUUAAUUUUAGUUUCCUAAAAAAACUUUUCGUUUUAGUACAUACAAGUAUAUUCACGCAUAAAACGUGUAUAGAGGAUCUAGGAAUAAUUAGAAGAUCUACAUUAUAGUAGUUCUCUCUUAUACAAAAGUAUGUGAUUACAUUAAAAAAAAAAAUAUAUAUAUAUAUAUAUAUAUUUAUAUAUAGAUAUAUAUAAAUAUAUAUAUAUAUAAAAUAUGACUGCUUAAUUAGAGUAUACAGUUAUUAUAAGUUAUAGUUUACCGAUAACGCACAUCUUUAUUUUUAUUUAAAUCAGCUAAAUCAUAUACGGAUAUAAAUAAUAAAAAUAAUGUAAGGAUAUGAUGAAAUAUAUAUAAACUCAUUCCUGUAUCAAUAGAUCUGUUCUCUCUCGCCGAACUGACUGCACUAGUUUGCACUAGUUCUCUCUCCUCCAUCAAAUUUUAACUAUAUACCUGUCUUUUUUUCAAGUUCUGUAAGUGUAUACAAGUUCAGCGAAAAAGAACAAACCUAAUAAGUAAGAUUGUUUUUCGUCACGAAUUACAAAAACAUAAUUGUCAAUAACAAAAAUGCAUUAUAAUUUUGUUUAACACAGAGUAUCGUAGCGAUAGCGUCGAGAAAAGCUUCCACACAGAUCGUCGUAACUGUGAAACUUAAGACAUAAACUUAGGCUGAAAAACCAGCCAGAAUAUUGCUUUAAAUUUGUAUUUAUAUUGGAAGAAGAGAGCGGGCUUCGAUAGCCCAUAUAGGGAAUUAGCUGAUUUGAUGUAAAAUUUUCUAAUUGGCGGUCCAGUAGAAAAACUCUAGGUAUCGGUCGAUGUGUGUGGAUAGGAUGGGUCCUGUUAGCGCGUUGAUGCGAUAACACACAUCCAUUCAUAUCGAUCGGUGCCCAGAGCUUUUCCGUUGGAUCAUCAAUUAGAAAAUUUUAUAUUAAAGCCUGGUUUCACUGUGUGCUGGACAAUAAGUCAUUCUACAAUGCUCCGUCGGCAGUUAUGAAAGAUGGCGACCAGUACUUACAAAAAUGCAUUUUUUCGAUUACAAUGUACAGCAACUGUCGAUCGAAACACUUCAUUGCAACUUAACACUGAAACUACCGAAGCGGUUAAAAUGAUCGAUUUGUAAUUUUUUUCUUAUAUAAAAGUUACUCCAUUUUCUAA
Dinoponera quadriceps is the source of this 2667-nucleotide messenger RNA. It is a transcript of the gene Rheb, whose product is annotated as GTP-binding protein Rheb homolog. The record is from RefSeq and is a predicted model, not a curated record. Bases 402 to 950 code for a protein of 182 amino acids. Lineage: Eukaryota; Metazoa; Arthropoda; Insecta; Hymenoptera; Formicidae. The transcript has 6 exons. Gene Ontology annotation, cellular component: plasma membrane. Gene Ontology annotation, biological process: small GTPase-mediated signal transduction. Gene Ontology annotation, molecular function: GTP binding; GTPase activity; GDP binding.